UUUACACCGAAUCGGAAUAAAUAAAUCUUUAACAAGGUUAAACGCACUUAUCUUUAUCACUGAACCAUUGGACCUUUAAUUAAACCGAAUCACAACUCGCUGCUUUUUACCACCAUGCGAAAUCUGAGCUUGAUAACUUUUUUGGUAGUUGCCUCCCAAAUUUCGGCGAGUUGUCGGAAUUACAAUGAUGUAACUAACGUAACUAUAUGUGUAUUUAUAACUCCUAAACAUGGACCACAUCUUGAUGUUAACCAACCCAACUUAUGUAUCCUUCAUGGAAAUAUGUCAGUGGUGCAAGCAAACUUUUUCAGUAGAUUGACACAUCUGGAAGGUCUUUAUUUCAACACUUCUGAAGUACGGGAAAUUAAGAAAGGGGCUUUCUCCAGUUUGACUCACUUAAAAGUGUUGGGUUUAAUGGGUAACAAAAUUUCAAACAUCAAAGAGGAGGCUUUUUCUAAUUGUAGCAAUUUGAACACUCUUGAUAUAUCUGCUAAUUAUAUCGAAUUUGUAAAUAAUAUUAACUGGAAAGGUUUAAACAGUUUAAGUAAUUUAUAUUUGCGACAUAAUCUUAUUAGAACUAUUUCACCUAGCGAGUUAGAAAACUUAAAACAAUUGAGAUUACUUGAUUUAUCCUUGAAUUAUUUAGAACAUUUAAAUAGUUCGAGUUUUUAUGUCUUAAGCAAUUUACAUAUUUUAAAUUUAUCAUCUAAUCGGAUUAACACUAUUGAAGAUAACGCUUUUAAUGGACUAGUGAAUCUUGAGGAACUUCAUUUAGAAGGCAAUCACCUCACAAAAACUGAAUCUGUAUUUCUUACUGAAACUUUACCUAAACUCAAACAAGUUUAUUUAAGAAAAAACAAUUUCAGUUGUGAGACAGUUAGAAGCGAAAUGAAUUUAACUUACUCAAUUUUAUGUGAUUAAAUUGCUGUACAUUGUUAUGAUAUACGUGUUAUAUAUAAUUCAAAUUAUUCUUUAGGGAUUCUAAUAAUUUGUAAUUUGUAUCUGAAAAAAUGUUUAAUAAAUUUGCUCAAAGCUCAA
This is a messenger RNA of Tribolium madens (black flour beetle), 1038 nucleotides long. Its product is annotated as insulin-like growth factor-binding protein complex acid labile subunit. The transcript has 2 exons. The record is from RefSeq and is a predicted model, not a curated record. The coding region runs from base 115 to 921 and encodes 268 amino acids. Gene Ontology annotation, molecular function: protein binding. NCBI's taxonomy places the organism in Eukaryota, Metazoa, Arthropoda, Insecta, Coleoptera, Tenebrionidae.